This is a messenger RNA of Linum tenue, 1911 nucleotides long. The record is from the annotation of a GenBank genome assembly. NCBI's taxonomy places the organism in Eukaryota, Viridiplantae, Streptophyta, Magnoliopsida, Malpighiales, Linaceae.
UAAUAGAAUUGACAGAACUCACAGAAACGUUUCGAUUCUUUAGGAGGAGACAGAGACUAUGGCUCCAGCGGGAAAUAGGGUUUUCUGGCUCUUCCACCUUGGGCUAUCCGUCGUUCUCCCUCCCUCCUGGUCGUCCCCCGCCGCCACCGACGGCUACAUAUCCACCGCUGUCUACGGCCAUCUUCUCACUCCCGCCACCAGAAAACCACCGCUCCGUUCAAAGGCAAACCGUCGUGGCCCAAUCAGCAAACUCGGAGACGAUCUCCUCCUGGCGAUUCUGAUUCGCCUCCCGAACGCUAGAUCCGCCUUCCAGUGCAAAUCCGUCUGCAAGCGGUGGUGCUCACUCAUCUCCAGUCCUCACUUCGGCCGCAGUUUCGUUUCUCACCGUCAACAGAGCAGGAUCGACGGCGGCGGCGGGGAACUACUUCCUUUAACCUCACGCGACACUGAAUCCAUCUUGAGCUUUCUCCCCGUGCCUGAUGAGGUCCGAUCCAAUUUCGUACUUUUGGGUUGCUUCAAGGAUUUGGUUUUAUGCGGCUUCGAUGACUCUGCUGUUGGGAAUGAUCUUGAUGGCGAGAUGGGGAGAUUGUUCUUCGUCUGCAAUCCGUUUACAAAGCAAUGGGUCGCCCUUCCUCUGGCGCCCAAAAGGUCAGUCGGGUAUCAGAACAAAUGUUUAGUCUCUGAGAAUUUGGAUUCUGGAGAUGAGGAUGAUUGUCGAUUCCGAGUCGUCCUUGUUUCUGGAUCACCUGACCGUGCAAUAGUAGACUUGUUUUGUUCGGAGUCAGGGGAAUGGAUGGAAGACGCCAUGGCUCCUCCUGAUUCUGGUUCUUCCACACAGAUGAUGCUGGGGGAUGUGAUUCCCUUGUGGAAUGGGACCUUGUGUUGGCUGUCCGAUGACAUGCUUGGAUUUUGUGUGUGGAAUCCAUUCUGCCCACACACGCUUCCGACUUCCAUCAUUGAAUCGCCGAACAGCGGGAGUUAUUCCUGGUUGUUCAGUGCCUUAGCGAAGCGCACGAUUUGGGUCUCACUUGGUGUUUUACACAUAGUUUUUCACCUUCAGGAACAGCAUUGUUUGUCUAUGUGGAGAUGGGAGGAAGACAAUAGAAGAUGGUGUUUUCUUUACAAUGGCUUUGUGGCGGAUUACAUCAUUAACCGUGAGUAUGUACAAUUUAAGGGUUUGAAGGCGCAUGAUGUAGUUGGCAUUCAUCCGAGUAAGCCCGAAACCAUCUUCUUGGAGUGUCGUCGUCCUUCUGAUGUCGCGCCUAUUGUGGUCGAGUGCAACAUGAGGACGGGAGAGAUGGAGGUCUUCACCGAUAGAGGGAAUUGGGGUGGGUUGUUCCAGCCGAGGUUCACUUGCUGGCCUUCCCCAAUUCCGGGCUACGAGAAGCUGCGAACUAUGUGUGAUGGCUGCUAUAGUUGUUUGGUUCAGCCAAUCUUGAACUCCCUAAAACAGUAGGUCAAUGCGCUCGAUCCACAUGACAUUGUCAACACAAGAAGCUUGCCAACUCAAAAUCAUCUAUGCUCAUAGCUAUGAAGAGGGAACCCGGACUUGCUAAUGACAACCCGGUCCCUGGGUUAGCAAUGUUAACUUAUUGGCCAAAGAAUCACCACGAAUGGCUACUCAUGAUUGUUAGAACUUCUCUUUUCUUGGUUUGUGUAGACUGAUUUCAAGUUUUUUCCUUCUCCUGUAUAUCCAGUAAUUUAAGUCUAAGAUGACACAUGCGUGAAUGACUUAACAGAAUGCUCCGAAUGUAUGAAUUGGGGACACUUGCAGAGUCGCAGAAAUUUGUCUGUUGUUGGUCAUUCCUUGUACAAGCUUUCUUUCCAAUCCUUGGUUUCUCUUUUCACUCUUUCAGUUCCCGGUUUGCUUGCUAAGAGAACAGAGGGAACCAACAAGCUAUCGUCUUUCUC